Messenger RNA from Yamadazyma tenuis ATCC 10573, 815 nucleotides. It is a transcript of the gene COQ9, whose product is annotated as ubiquinone biosynthesis protein. Gene Ontology annotation, molecular function: lipid binding. The record is from RefSeq and is a predicted model, not a curated record. Gene Ontology annotation, cellular component: mitochondrial inner membrane. Gene Ontology annotation, biological process: ubiquinone biosynthetic process. Lineage: Eukaryota; Fungi; Ascomycota; Pichiomycetes; Serinales; Debaryomycetaceae.
ACCGAACCCACUCUCCAUGUUCAGAAUGUCCAAUAGAUUUUGGAGCAGAGGCCUCCAAAGCGUCCGCAGGUACCACGCUUAUGACCACCCAGCCUCAAACUUGAUUGUGGAUCCCACCAAACUCGAAAACAAGCUCUUGACCAAGUCUUUGGAGUACAUUCCCCAAUUUGGCUUCAGCGACCAAUGCAUCAGUGAAGCCAUAAAACAAAUGCAGUACCCGGACUCCAUUCGCUCCAUCUUGACAGCUAGCUUCAGCGGCCACUCCACAGAACUCCAAUUGAUGGUCCACUGGUUGAAAACUCAGAGACAAGCGUUGGAUAGUGAGGUUAACUCUCCUGACAGCCAGCUCCACUCCAUCACCGAUGAGUAUGAAAGAGCUUCGUUUUUGAUCAACAAAAGGUUAUCGUACAACAUCCCCAUUAUCGACAAGUUACUGGGCGGCAUCUCGCAGUUGUUGGUACCUUACAAUAUGAGCUUUUCAUUGGAAGAAUUGUACAAUUUGGGAGAUGAUAUAGCGUUCCACGCGGGAGACGCAUCGAUAGACUUUGCCUGGUACGCCAAAAGGCUUAGUCUUUCAAUGGUGUAUGUAUCAUCCGAGCUCUACAUGGUGCAGGACAAGAGUGCCGACUUUGUCAACACCAAGAAAUUUGUGGAGGAUAAGGUGAAGAAUAUCGACCAUUUGGGAGAAGCCUACGAGAACAUAGAGCAAUGGGCAUUUUUCAACGCCAUUUCCGCCUUCAACUUGGUCAAGUCCCAGGUGAGUCGGGGAUAGAUAGACUGUAUAUAUUCGGAUUAAUGUACAUGGUGAAAUAGUA